AUGUGGGAGACUAAAUUGGAAUUCUUAUUCUUUAUUUUACAGGUCACUGCCAAGACUGCCUUCCUAUUUAUUUUACCUCAGUAUAAUGUUAGCGUGCCUACACCAGACAGCGAGACCGUGCACUACCACUACGGGCCCAAGGACCUGGUCACCAUCUUGUUCUACAUCUUCAUCACCAUCAUCUUGCACGCUGUGGUUCAGGAGUACAUUUUAGACAAAAUCAGCAAAAGGCUUCAUCUCUCCAAGGUCAAACACAGCAAGUUCAACGAAUCUGGACAGCUGGUGGUCUUUCAUCUCAGCUCGGUGAUCUGGUGCUUGUACGUGGUGGUGACGGAAGGAUAUUUAACAAACCCGAGGAGCCUCUGGGAAGACUACCCACACGUGUACCUCCCCUUCCAGGUGAAGUUUUUCUACCUGUGCCAGCUGGCCUACUGGCUGCACGCACUUCCUGAGCUGUACUUCCAGAAGGUACGGAAGGAGGAAAUUCCCCGCCAGCUCCAGUAUAUCUGCCUGUACCUGCUCCACAUAGCCGGCGCGUACCUCCUCAACCUGAGCCGCCUGGGCCUGAUCUUGCUGCUGCUGCAGUACUCCACCGAGGUCCUCUUCCACAUGGCCCGGCUCUUCUACUUUGCCGAUGAGAACAACGAGAAGCUGUUUAACGCCUGGGCUGCUGUAUUCGGGGUCACCCGCCUCUUCAUCCUCACUCUCGCCGUGCUGGCCAUCGGCUUUGGACUUGCUCGCAUGGAAAACCAAGCUUUUGACCCCGAGAAAGGGAACUUCAAUACCUUACUUUGCAGGCUCUGCGUGCUGCUGCUGGUGUGUGCUGCCCAGGCCUGGCUCAUGUGGCGCUUCAUCCACUCCCAGCUGCGGCACUGGCGGGAGUACUGGAACGAGCAGAGCGCCAAGCGGAGGGCCUCCGCGGCCCCCCGGCUACCAGCAAGGCUCAUCAAGAGGGAAUCUGGUUACCACGAAAACGGAGUGGUGAAGGCCGAGAAUGGGACCUCCCCACGGACUAAGAAACUCAAGUCUCCUUAAGGCCAAAGUGCUGAGCACAGGAAUGCUCUUUGGGGGCCCAGCCUCCAUCACUGCCUCCCCUUCCUGCUCCUGACGCUCCAUCAAACAGCAGGAACCUGUCUUUAAACGGAGCUGUUCCUCCUCCUUUCUUCUUGGCUUUCUCUUACUCUUCCAUAAACCAUUCUCAAUAAAACCAAAAAUCUCCCUCUCCCUCUCCCCGGGCCACGCCCUGGCCACAGCUCUGCGCUCUGUUGGGUGUUCUGGACACCCAGGUUCUCGCUAGCUUUCUGCUGGCCGCCUUCCUCCUACACCGCUGCUGCUUUCUCUUUUUCCUCCUUUGACCGUCUUGUGCAAUUUUUCUGUGUCUUGAUUUUUACCAUGAGAGGGAGCGAAGGUCCUAGUCCUGGCCGUCCAACCCCAGCGUCGGUCCGAGGCCUGUCAACGUACAGACGCCUCGUGCGAGGAGCCUCCGCCCGGGCCGCAGCAGCCCCAGUGGUCCCGUGUGGACGGGCAGGAAGAGGGAGACGGCCUCUCGGAUCGCAGUCUCCUGGGUGCUGAUUGACUGACGAGGUGUGACUGCAGCUCUGGGCAUUGUCUCCAGGCCCCGCCGUGCCGCUGCUCCUGGUAAAUGCCGAGGCGUUUGGCUUAGGGACCUGACCGCUGGGUCCAGGAGGAUGGUGUGAACUGUGUCGGGUCCCCUGACCGAGACAGCUUGCCCGUGGCGGGUCCUGCGAUGGAAACCGGCCUGCCUCGCUCGGCCGGGGAAGCACUGCUGCAGGACAAGGCUUCCCACUCCAGAGCCAGAGCACGUGGGCUGAGUGAGCAGCAAGCAAGCUGUUCCGGAAAGUGACGGCGGGGUUGACCCCAGCCUUUCUUCAGCAGCCCUGGCUGCACUGCUUUUUCAACUGUUCACCAGCAUUCAAAACCAAAUCUGAAAGCCUUGAGACCAGCAGGCCUGUGCUGGUCUAAACCCCAGACCCGGGCAGCCCUGACGUCCUCUCUCUACCCGCAGACACACCAAGCCCCCCCUGGCCCUGGGCCCCGGGAGGGUCACCUGUGCCAUUCUCCCCCGGCCUCUCUGGUUGAGUGUUCUUCGGCAUUGGCAUUGCCGUCUGCGGAUGCUUGUUGAGCACACCUGCAGCGCUUUCGGUGGUGUGCACCAGGACAGGCUGCUCAGCUGUGCCGAGCUUUCUGUCCUGUCCCUCGCGUAGUCUGUCCCUCUCCCCCCAGGCAAGGCCCCCGUGUCCUGAUGGGCCUGUGGGGCGCCCACAGAAGGCUGAGGCUCCCAGAGGGCCAGCCUAAGAACUCCUGAGCUCUGCGGGGACAGGAGCGGGUCUUGAUGGCGCAGGAAUGUCAGUGUCAUUUGAUGGACUGGUUCUCUCUCUGGCAUCACAGUAGAAGCCAAACCUUGGGUCAUCAUCCAAAAGGGAGAGAUGGGUCUUCUCAUCGAGGCCACAACCCUUCUGUGCAUCACUUGCAUCAGAGAUCAAUUUUAAUUUCCCAGAGAAUGAGGGAUCUGUUUCCUAACACCUGUGGGCCCUCAUCUCUGUCAGAUGGCUGGGAAGGAGCAGCUCCCGUGGCUUCUGGUUACUCUUAGGAAGUAGACAGUGUUUUUGAAAACAGGCGUCUCUCCCGUCAUUCUCUGACCAUCUCUGGGCUGCAAAGCAGAACCUGGUAAAGGCCUGGUGGCUGCUGAUGGCCGGGUGUUCAGCCAGCAGCCUCCUGCGCCUGCCCCAGCAGCCGGGCGCCCUUAGGAGGGCCCCGGCCGUGCGUUCCUGCUCGAGGCUGCACUGCAGCUGAGCCCCGUUGAGCUGUGGAGUCGGGCCUUCAGCAGAUGCACGUGUGCUUGGGCUGGGGUGGUGCUGAGAGCAGGCACGUCCCGCCCACAGCAGCCUCCCGGCUGCGUGGAGGUGUUCUCAGCGUAAGUGCGUAUUCCCCAAGUGCCCUGCAGGCUCCAUGCUGUGUGCAGUGCCUCCGAGGUGAGUCCACCACCCCUGUUACCCGGCAGCUCCAGCUCCAUUUCCUAAGGCGCAGUGAUGAGAGUCAGACCUUCUCUGCCAUAAAAACCCGAGACAAGGCUAGCAUCUCACCAGCUGGGCAUCACUAGCGAUUUGAGGGGGUAAGAGGGCCACUGUGGGGAGCUUUGUCACCCCACUGGUCCCUGGCACAUUUCUUUCAGAGCAGAGCCAGGUCUUUGGCAGUUGGCCCAAACCAUGUUGCCAGGGGCUAAACACCUCAGUCCCACCUCAUCCUGUGAGCUCGCUGGGCUGGCUCGUGUUAUUCUGGUCAUUUUGGCUCUUCUUUCCGUCUUAAACACUCUCUUCUGUUCCCAGCGUACCACACCCUCUGGGGUCCUGUCAGACACCCCCACGUUGGGGAGGCCAGCUCCGCACCACCCGCCAGGGCAGGAGGGCACAGGCCAGUCUACCUCAGCAGCCGCGGCCCCUCCACCUCUCUGAGUGGCCCCAUGAGGUGGAGGUGGCCCCCAGGCAGCUGGGGGCAGGAGAGAGCAGGGAGGCCGCGCUGGUGGGAUGGAGGAUCGUGCUGCGCCCCCCUCCUUGGAGCUCCGUGAUGGGAGAGCUCUUACCACCCAGGCUGGGAGCUGCACGUGUCCCUGCUGCAGGUGGGGCAGGCCUGGGGCAGAGGCAGGCUGAGCGGGAGUGGGGGGUGGCUGCUGCUCCCUCUAGUCUGCUCUAACCCUGAGUGUCUGGGCCACCAGAGCGAAGUGGUUGCCCAGAGAACCUUUUCCAUUUGUCUGAAGUCAGAAUUUACCAACAUUUCACAGAAACCAAAACAGUCAUCUGUGCUCCAGCCUCUGCACAUGCAGCCCCUCGGACCUGGGCGCCCUGAAGCCCGGGGUGCUGUCCCAGGGCGUGUGCUGCUGGGCCUUCCUGAGGGACUUCCUCAGUCCCCUCGACCUUUGGCUAAGUGGUGAAUAAGGUAGGGGCAGAGCAUCCCCUCCCAAGAGGCCUUUGUAAUUUGAGGUGUCUGGCUGGAGGCUGGGGACUGGUUUGGAUUUCUUUCGCAGGCUUCAGCCUGCCCAGGUGGUUUCCCAGGCCUGGUGAGAGGGCAGGAAGGCCAGGGUGUGACUCCCUCCCUGCCUAAGACCUCGGCUGUGAUCGGACGUCCACUCCCGUUCUUCACAGGCCUCUGCUGUUUCUUGGAGAGGGUGUUGAGAGUCAGACAACUGUGUGGUCCUUCCCGCUCCUGCCCUCCCAGCUCACAGCCCCGUCUGUCAGGAGGCACUCUGGGCACGACUGUAGAUGUGGGUCAUUGUCGGAUGGCUUGGAGCCUAAAUAGAAUCCCUCUCCCACCUGUGCUGGCCCGUGAGGAAGGCUUUACCAACUUCUCACUCUUUACCCCCGUUUCCUCCCCAGAGGCUGAAGAGGACCUGCUUGCUGCCUCGUGUCCCCACGCCCCACAACCUUUCUAUGGAGGCCUCAGAAAAGUGCUGGCCCACUGGCUCCAGGUCGCCUGUUGGGCAGCGCAUCUGAGUUUCGUCCUCAGCAGAUUCGUUUCUGUAAGACGUGCCUUAUUUUCCGUGUGGUCCCCGCCCCCGAGCCAGGGCUCGGGCUGUUUGUCAGGAGCAGCCCAGGAACUGGCCCCGGGGCAGUCACAUGUAAAAGGGAUACUGAUUGUGAGAGUUUUGCCUCCUUUGUCUCACCCCCUUUUUCUCCCCCCCCCCCCCCCCCACCCAUUGUGUUAAGGUCUGGGGUCUAUUCCGUUUUGUUUUUGGUUUCUCGCUGGAGUUGGUUUUCAGGCCUGGGUGGUUGGGAAGCCAGGGAAGGCCCAUUGCAGGCACCUGUGCCUCCCACCUGUUCAUACCUAUUAAGGGAAGCUCAGAGGGCCAGGGCACUAAGCCCAUGUAUGUCUUUGGCCCCAACAUGGUGAGACCGGCUCUUCCAGUCUGUCUCCCGCCACCCCGCAGAUUAUAAAGAAAGGUACCCUUGCUAAAACCUCUUCUGAUCUUUUUUGCUUCCCAUUCAACCCAAAGUGUAUAUGACAAAGGUGUUUACUUUGCAGUCACGAUUAUUAACUCACAUCCCCGUUGGACAAUGGGUCUAGGUCGGCUGUUGCAGAACUUCUUCCAGCUCCUAAUUCAGUGUUACCUUGUGUUAGCAGCUACCCUCUCCCACCCCCCCAAGCCUGCCUGCCUUUCCCUUGCUCUUCCGGGUUGUGCAAUAACCCUCCCAGCCAGUGGUCGGUCCACAGGCCUUGCUGUCCCUUACAACGCCCUGCGAUUGGAAAGGGAAGGGACCCACGGGAGGGGCAGUCGUCAUCCCCUACAGAAGAACUGUUAGCCACUUUCCCUUUGUUGCUGUCAUUCCCGUGAUCCUGGGUGGGUUUCUGUGGCACCCUAGUAGAACAUUGUAGCAUCAUCUUAGAAGUCCAUAUAAUUUUUGUAUAAUCUGUUGAAAAGGAAAAUAACUAUCCUCAUGAAGGGGCAUUAAUAAGUCAGUGUCUGAGAAUAAGAUCUGGGACACCGAGGUAUCGCCAUCACUCUGCCUGGAAGCUUCGAGUUUCUUGCUCACGUGGAGAUUUUCUGAGUCAGCCACGGCUGGACAGCCCUGUUCACCUGGCAGGCGCCACCUGUGCUUGGAAGUGCCACCACUUCCUUGGGUACAGAUUCAAGUGUUUAUGGAUGAGACUAAACCUCAUUUUUCAGUUCCUCUUGUUUAAUCAACAUCUGAAGGAUAAGCUGAGGCUGCUGGUGCCCUGGGCAACUCAUAAUGCAAAUGUGGACAAAGUGUCUUUGUUUUUCUACUUUAGCCUGUUCAUGUUAUGGACCAAAUUUCAGCAAGGAACUCAAGGAAAUUUUGUGCCUGCCGUAUUUAUGCUCAUGUAAAAGGUUCUAGUUUUUUUUGUUGUUUUUUUUUGGGGGGGGGGCUUUUUACUUUCAGUGAACUUUUUUCAAAACCCUUUUUCCACUGUUUCUGUCUGGUUUGAAAACAAUUACAGUUUUGUAUGGAUUUUUUAAAUGUACAUUUUGAAAAAAAUGAUCAGCAGAUAUUUUUGAAAUAACUGAAUAAAAAGGCAUAGAAUUAUCAGUCUAA
Messenger RNA from Myotis brandtii (Brandt's bat), 6068 nucleotides. RefSeq names its product translocation associated membrane protein 2 (gene TRAM2). Gene Ontology annotation, cellular component: endoplasmic reticulum membrane. Bases 1 to 1035 code for a protein of 344 amino acids. The record is from RefSeq and is a predicted model, not a curated record. The transcript is spliced from 11 exons. NCBI's taxonomy places the organism in Eukaryota, Metazoa, Chordata, Mammalia, Chiroptera, Vespertilionidae. Gene Ontology annotation, biological process: protein insertion into ER membrane; SRP-dependent cotranslational protein targeting to membrane, translocation.